AUGAGUCUUCCUGGCCCUAGUGAUGGUAAAUUCUUUGGAAAACAACUGCGCUUACCAUACAACAAGGAGGCAUCCUCUUCGGGUUGUAAACGUUCCCAUAGCACUUUAGAUUGGUGGAGAAUCCUCGCCAUCCCGCCCAGUCCUGGCGGGAUAGAGCUAUCCGUUGCUUACUCCCACGAUUGA
Paraglomus occultum is the source of this 183-nucleotide messenger RNA. Lineage: Eukaryota; Fungi; Glomeromycota; Glomeromycetes; Paraglomerales; Paraglomeraceae. The record is from the annotation of a GenBank genome assembly.